Haemorhous mexicanus (house finch) is the source of this 1743-nucleotide messenger RNA. RefSeq names its product scavenger receptor class A member 5 (gene SCARA5). The record is from RefSeq and is a predicted model, not a curated record. The transcript is spliced from 9 exons. The coding region runs from base 140 to 1627 and encodes 495 amino acids. Lineage: Eukaryota; Metazoa; Chordata; Aves; Passeriformes; Fringillidae. Gene Ontology annotation, molecular function: ferritin receptor activity. Gene Ontology annotation, biological process: iron ion transmembrane transport. Gene Ontology annotation, cellular component: plasma membrane.
GCCGGGCCCCGCCGCGGCCCGGGGGGGCUCCUCGCCGUCCUCGGCCCCCGGUACCGGCCAGCGCCGGCGGGACGCAGCCCGGGGACUGAGGGAAAUCCCGGGAAGAGGCCACGGGAAGUUCGGGAAAUCCCGCGGCAGGAUGGAGAACAAGGCCGUGGAUCUCCACACCUUCUCCGAGCGGGAGAACGGAUCCGUCCUGGAGGAGCCCUUCGAGGGACGGAGCCUUUCCAAGCUGAACCUCUGCGAGGACGAUCCCGGCCGGAGCAGGAGCCCCUCGGGGCGCUGCGCCCGCAUGGGCUCCGUGGCGGCGCUGAAAUAUUCCGUGGUGGGGCUUUACCUCCUGGUGCUCCUCAUCCUGGUGGGAAUCUUCAUCCUGGCAGUGUCCCGGCCCCGGUCGUCCCCCGAGGAGCUGAAGGCGCUGCUGGGGAACGUCCAGCGCCUCAACGAGACCUUCCGGGACCUGCAGCUGCAGCUGCUGCACCCCCUGCCCAGGGCCGACCUCCUGGAGCACAUCUGGAGGCUCCAGGACCUCCUGCAGAACCACUCGGACUCACUGUUCCUGCUGUCGGGCUCGCUCCAGAGGCUGCAGGAGCUCCUGUGGAGCCUGCAGAGCCAGGCCGGGCAGACGGAGCGCUCGGUGUCCCGGCUCCGGGACUCGCUGGGCCAGCAGAGCGACGCGGCCCAGCUGGAGCUGUCGCGGCUCUCGGUGGACGCCAACGGCAGCCGGCUGCUCCUGGAGCACCACCAGCACCUCCUGGGCCACCUGGGCGGGCGGCUGGAGGCGCUGGGCGAGCAGGUGGCGGCGCUGGGCGGGGCGGUGGAUUCCAUGAACCGCAGCUUCUCCUACGACGUCCGCGUGCAGCAUUCCCGGCUCCGGGACCUGCAGGGGCUCCUGGGCAACGCCAGCGAGGAUGCGCGGAGGAUGCGGGCGGCGCACGGGGCCAUGGAGAGGCAGCUGAGGAUGGAGCUGGCCCUGCUCAACAACGUCACCGAGGAGCUGCGCUUCAAGGACUGGGAGCAUUCCGUGGCGCUCCGGAACAUCUCCGUGAUCCGGGGGCCGCCGGGACCCAAAGGAGACCGAGGCACGGAAGGGAUGGAGGGAGAGCCCGGCCUUCCCGGCCUUCCCGGGCUCCGAGGCCUUCCCGGGGAGCGGGGACCGCCCGGCCCGCACGGACUGAAGGGCGACCCGGGAGAGCUGGGCCCGCGCGGCCCCGCGGGAAUGCGCGGAUUCAAAGGCGAGCGCGGCCCCAAGGGGGACAAGGGGGACAAGGGGGACCGAGGAGCCGCUGGUGGCACCGCCCCGGCCGAGGGCUCGGUGCGGCUGGUGAACGGCUCCGGGGCGCACGAGGGGCGCCUGGAGAUCUUCCACGAGCGCCGCUGGGGCUCCGUCUGCGACGACGGCUGGGACGGCCGCGACGGCGACGUGGCGUGCCGCAUGCUGGGCUUCCCCGGCGCCGCCGACGUGUUCCGCAUGGCGCGCUUCGGACAAGGCUCCGGGAAGAUCUGGAUGGACGACGUGUCCUGCACGGGCACCGAGGAGUCCCUGGAGCUCUGCAGCUUCUCGGGGUGGGGCCGCACCAACUGCGGCCACGCCGAGGACGCCGGAGUGCGCUGCCGGACAGACUGACCCCGCCGGACAGACUGACCCAGCUGGACAGACAGACUGACCCCCCGGACAGACUGACUGACCCCCUGGACAGACUGACUGACCCCCCGGACAGACUGACCCAGCUGGACAGACUG